Molecule: messenger RNA, 1470 nt
Organism: Dissoconium aciculare CBS 342.82
Lineage: Eukaryota; Fungi; Ascomycota; Dothideomycetes; Mycosphaerellales; Dissoconiaceae
Exons: 1
Coding region: 1-1470 (489 amino acids)
Source: RefSeq, a predicted model, not a curated record
AUGAAUUCCGAACUCUACAACGCAGACUUCCUAGCCUCGCCGGUCGAGAUGGUCGAUACGACUCUGUCGGCCGGUAGACGCAGUCUUCAAUCACAUAGCAGGACUAUGUCGGCCGCUGCAGACUUUUCAUCCACCACGAAACGAAGUCGAAAUUCAGUCCACUUUCCAAUGCAAUUGACAGCUUUGCGCGAGCAACCCGUUGCUUUUCCCACCAACCGGGAUGUAAACUCGACCGGGACCACUACAACCGGAUGUUUCUUGACCGCUCUUGCGGCGCAAGAACGCAAAGUCUUGGAAUUGCGUGAGGAUCUCCACCGUGCAGAAGUGGAUCUCAGCAGAUUGAAGAAGCAAUGGGCUAGGCAUGAGGAGAUUAAGAAGAAAAGAUUGGAUGAGGCGCCAGCCGCAAGCUCGCCGGACGCACCAGCAACGCCGCUGGUGGCUCUGGACGACAUGGAGACGAGUGAUGCCAGCGUCAGAGCCCAAAAGGCAUUGGAGCGACGCAAAGCACUUUUGCAGGCGAACAAGCCUAGCAAUCGAACCGUCUUUUCUGGCUCGCGGCACACGCGGAAACUGUCCUUGCUUGCUACAAACGUCGAUCUGAGCAAGCUCUCCUUGCAGCCAACGACUUCCACUGAAAUAUCUCCCGACGAGAGCCCUGGCAGUUCUGACGCAAGCAAGGUCUCUUCAGACACAGUUUCUCCGAGAGAGCAACCGGGGCCACUGUCCCCAGGAAUUGACCUUGGAAUCAAUCUCCUGGACCAUGCGAUCGACCACGAGUUGUUCAUCCGCACAGGAAAGAAAUUCGCAGCGGAUUUCAAAGAUGGCUUAAUCACCUUCUGGGAAGACAUCCGGCAGGCGACGGUUGGAGAAGAAGCUACACAACCCACCAUCCCGCGGAAAGGCUCGACACAGACCUUACGCGCACCCCGGAAACAAGGUAGCAAGAACAAUUUGCAAUCCUCGUCUCGGAGUUCGCUGGCCUCUCCAACAUCGAGUACGGACACAAAACGCCCCAGUCCUGGAAACAAAUCGUCUGCUUUGCCGGAUUUGGCAGACACCACAUUCUGGGCCGAGAAUCUCCCAGAAAACGCACCAACAAUCACAAGCGUAACGCCCUCGGCUCAGAACGCUGCAUCCCCUAGUUCACCGCAAGCAGUCACAGAGGAGGAUGACUCGUGGGAGACCUGGAACGACAGUCCUAGACAAUCUCGUCACUCAUCAGAUAUGGCGUCAGAAACGAACACAGCUCCAUCCACCGUCUCGGCAAGUCCGAGGACAAGCACAAGCACGAACCCUGACAGCAGCGAAUUCAUCGACAAAGACUUGAUUCCAUGGCCAGUAUUGAGCAAAUUGGGACCUGGCGCUUUGCAGCGGACCGCCAGCACAUUGAUGCGAGAGUGGGAAAAGUCAUUGAGCCCCACUACAACGGAGGAUAAUGAUGAUAAAACGGGAGAUCUAAAGAAAGACUAG